Molecule: messenger RNA, 1215 nt
Organism: Suillus clintonianus
Lineage: Eukaryota; Fungi; Basidiomycota; Agaricomycetes; Boletales; Suillaceae
Exons: 9
Coding region: 185-1111 (308 amino acids)
Source: RefSeq, a predicted model, not a curated record
UACAACAGACAAACCCCUAGUAGGUAACGACGAGAGCUAUGACAUGAUUUCCUCAGACUGUUCUUGGCUCAAUGAUGUCCUGUAGCUGAUCUUCCACGCUUUGUUACAUCACCUCAGGGUUUAUGUACGAUUUAAGUCUCGAGCCGAAUUGCUGUCUCGUAUUACUGCCCAGAGCCGAUACACUAUGCCACGGACGUUGAGAGUCGUUUGCACUGUCCUUCAAAUCUUGGGUAUCCUACUUACUAUCAUGCGGCUUGGGUAUCGUGUACGGACACGCAUGAUCUGGGUGGAGGACAUGUGGGCUGUCGCAGCGCUCGUGUGUGGAGUGACCUCAUUAAUAACCGAUUGGACAAACUUCUACACCAGUGGCCAGGCGGCAAUCAUAUCAUUUUGGGUGUACGCGUUCGCCUAUCCAUCAACUGUUUGGGCUGUCCGGCAAAGUAUUCUCUUUUCUGUGGCACGGAUUUUCUGGUCGGCAAGGUCAUCGCGCUUAACAACCAUCAUAAUAGCCGUCGUUUUUCUGGUGCUGUAUGGCGCACUAACAGCACAGCGAGCUUGGCAAUAUGGCCACAAUCUUGAUUGGUACAAUCACCCUGACAAGAAUGGCAGAGCUCAUGUGUAUUUGAGCCAUCCCAUGGUUAUUUUCGAGUUGAUAACGGACUGCAUUUCUGAUGUAAUCAUUAUAUCAUUUGCCUUGCGUCUUCUGUGGGGAAUCAAGCUUCCAGCGAAAGAACGGAUAAUGAUACUGGCUGCAUUGUCGACCAGUAUAAUCGUGACAAUAGUCUCGAUUUUCCGAGCUAUCUGCCAACUUAUGCAUUUCAGGAAUACCUUGAGGAUUGCGGCUGAUCUUGAGCUCGCAGUUUCGCUCAUCACAUGCAACCUUCUGGUGGCAACAACUUAUAUCUACAGGAUCGUGAUCCGUAGACGUAAUGUUGCUGAGUCGGGGUCUGAUACAGAUGUAGGAUUUUCCCAAGCGGUCACGGCACCAGUGUCACGACCACCUGUAACACUUGACGGCAUAGGAGAGUUGACCACCGUUGACCUAACCGGUUACGGCGGAGACAGUGCAACUCAGGCAGAGCCAGAAACAGAUAUCAACAUCGAAAUGUAAACGUUCUCUGUGAAGUGCGCCCACAGCUUUGAUGGGAAAUCACAUUCUGUACAUCGUGGGGCAAUUGUGGGGAUUGCUUUGUGAUUUGCACAAACAUAUAUUAU